UGAUCGACUUGCAGACAAGAAAAUAUCUGUAGGCUUAGUUUUAGUAUUCCCUUUUCGGUUUCAAAAUUCAAAAUUAACAAAUGGCAUUAAGACAGCAGAUAAUGAAUAUGGCUCAUUUCCGGGCCAAAACGUGGAGUUCUAAGAGCCUGUCCAGCAAGCCGGCCAAGUCCUCCUUCGCCAAGUCGAUGAAGCCCCUCAAGGAGUUCAAGCGCUCGCGGAUUCCGAAGAUCAGUGUUGUUGGAGCCGGUCAGGUGGGCACGGCGAUCACCUGCAUGCUGCUGCUCCGGAAUCUCACCAAGAACCUGGUCCUCCUGGACAUUAACUACGAGCUGGCCAAGGCGGAGGCACUGGACUUUCAGCAGGCCUCCGCCUUUCUGAACGAUGCACGGGUGGUGCCCUGCGGCGAUAGUGCCAACUCCAAGAACUCCGAUGUGGUGAUCAUUACGGCGGGAGCACGGCCUUCCGGCAAGGAUCGUUCCCGCCUGGCUGCGAUGCAAAAGACCGUCGAAAUCCUCAAGAAGGCGGUGCCCAAGCUGGUGGAGCUCAGUCCCAAUGCCACCUUCAUUGUCAUCUCGAAUCCCGCCGAUGUUAUGACCUAUGCUGUCCAGCGGAUUGGCAAGCUGCCCAAGCACCGCUGCUUCACCACUGGCUGUCACCUGGACACGGUGAGGUUCCGCAACCUGAUUGCAGAUCGCCUUCGCUUGCCUCCCUCCCAGGUUCACGGCUAUGUGAUCGGCGAGCACGGCGCCAGUGCGGUUCCGGUGUGGUCCAGCGUCUCUAUCGCCGGCAUCCGGCUGAAUGAUGUGGUCAAGAGCCUGGCCUGCGGCGAUGAUCCCGAGAACUGGGCGGAGAUCAACGGGCAGGUCACCACCGGCGGCCUCGCGGUGGCCAAAACCAAGGGCUACACCAACUGGGCCGUCGCCCUCACCUGUACGGACAUCGUGCAGGCGAUGUGCGGCGGCAAGGGUAAGAUCGCGUCCGUGGGCACGGACAUGCAGGGCAUGAACGGCAUCAAGGACAACGUGGUGCUAUCACUGCCCUGCCUGGUCACCGCCGGUGGCAUCAGCCACGUGUUCGAGCUGCCCCUCACGGAUGUGGAACAACGCAAGCUGCUGGCCUCCGCCAAUGUCCUUCUGGAGGCGCAAUGCUCUCUGGAUCUUUGAGCAGUACGUCAUUAUUCAUGAUUGGCCAAGCCAAAGGAUAUUAAGAAGUCCUUGAACAAUGAUUUAGCUGAGCUUCUGAAGGACUCUAUUAAGAUACUUAAGUAUACUGAUGGUUUGUUGAAAGAGUAUGGUAUUAUUUGAUGGUAUUAAGAAGAUCGCCGCUUUAAAAGGUGAUCCGAAAUAUUUAUGUAUAUUGUAAAUAUACCUUUUGGAAAUGACAAAAUCUGAAAAACGUGGACCUUCUCUGUUCCAUAAAUAGAAUGUUAGCCACAUUAUUGUAUUUAGACAAGUAUUAUACAUUUUUACCAAAGCACUAAAUAUAAAAAACAAGCACUUCUUACUGCA
Messenger RNA from Drosophila santomea, 1508 nucleotides. RefSeq names its product L-lactate dehydrogenase B chain. The record is from RefSeq and is a predicted model, not a curated record. Gene Ontology annotation, molecular function: oxidoreductase activity, acting on the CH-OH group of donors, NAD or NADP as acceptor. Gene Ontology annotation, biological process: carboxylic acid metabolic process. The transcript has a single exon. NCBI's taxonomy places the organism in Eukaryota, Metazoa, Arthropoda, Insecta, Diptera, Drosophilidae. Bases 81 to 1163 code for a protein of 360 amino acids.